Rhodotorula toruloides NP11 is the source of this 1176-nucleotide messenger RNA. RefSeq names its product chromosome condensation protein, CrcB. The coding region runs from base 1 to 1176 and encodes 391 amino acids. Gene Ontology annotation, molecular function: fluoride transmembrane transporter activity. Gene Ontology annotation, biological process: fluoride transmembrane transport. NCBI's taxonomy places the organism in Eukaryota, Fungi, Basidiomycota, Microbotryomycetes, Sporidiobolales, Sporidiobolaceae. The record is from RefSeq and is a predicted model, not a curated record. The transcript has 3 exons. Gene Ontology annotation, cellular component: membrane.
AUGGCUCACGAUGAGCCCAGCAGCGACGAGGCGACGCUCGACGACCGCCGCCGCCGCAACACCCGGGACCUCGAAGAGGGACGUCAUGAGCAGCGAGGGCGGGACGAAAAGCGCAGUCGGGACAUUACGCCGUCUGUAGAGCCACGGCCAGCGACGGAGGAACCGCCGCUCGAGACGGGGACCGCAUCUCUUCCUCCUCGACCCAAACAGAUCCCGCCAAGCGAAGUCCCGGCGUACUUCAAGCCUUCUCGUCCGAAGGUCUCCGUUCACUCCUUGCUCAUCUUUGCGGCGAUAUGGGGCGUCCUGGCCAGGCUUGGGACGAUUUGGAUCGGCAAGUUCUCGUCGAGCACCGUCUUUCCCCUCGUUUGGGCGCAAAUGACAGGAUGCCUGGUGAUGGGAUUCGCUAUACGGAAGAAGGACGACAUAGAGAAGAUCUCUCCUCCCCUCUUCGUCAUGUUGGGCACGGGGUUCUGCGGGUCCCUCACAACCUGGUCGACCUUGUCGAGCGAGAUCUUCAGCGCCUUUGCCAACCUAAAGGAGCCAGCCGGCACGAGUCGCUUCACGGCUUUCAUGUCCGGCAUGUCUAUAACGGUCAUCACGCUCGUCGCAUCUCUCGGUGCCUUCCAGGUCGGCGUCCACCUCGGCGCGUUUGUCCCUUCGUUCCGCAAGACGCCGCACCAGCUCCCCGGACAACUCGCCUUCAACGUGACGACUAUGCUCAUCGGCCCGCUCUUCUGGCUCGGCGCCCUCUUCCUCCUCAUCUUCGGUCCCGACUACUACCGCCCGCGCGCCACUUUCGCCAUCGUCCUUGCCCCGCCCGGUGCCGUCCUACGAUACCACAUCUCGCGGCAGCUGAACCGCCUCAACCCCAAGUUCCCCUACGGCACCUUCGCCUGCAACUCUAUUUCGAGCCUCGUCUUCGCCAUCAUGGCACUCCUCGCGCGGCAUCCCCGUUCGCCUCUCGGCUGCGCGGCGUUGGGAGGCGUGCAGGACGGGUUCUGCGGGUGCUUGAGCACGAUCUCGACGAUGAUUGUCGAGCUGCGCGGCCUCAAGACGGGGCAGAGCUACAGGUACUUUAUCGUGAGCUGGAUCACGGCGCAGGUGCUGUUCGUCGUCGUGCUUGGGAGCUGGGUGUGGAGUGGUGACAGGGCGCCCGUGUGCGCUGGGGCGGCGUAG